Messenger RNA from Microtus ochrogaster (prairie vole), 5648 nucleotides. It is a transcript of the gene Cpne3, whose product is annotated as copine 3. The record is from RefSeq and is a predicted model, not a curated record. NCBI's taxonomy places the organism in Eukaryota, Metazoa, Chordata, Mammalia, Rodentia, Cricetidae. Gene Ontology annotation, cellular component: plasma membrane. Gene Ontology annotation, molecular function: receptor tyrosine kinase binding; calcium-dependent phospholipid binding. Gene Ontology annotation, biological process: ERBB2 signaling pathway; cellular response to calcium ion.
UUCCAGUAAACCCCCGGCUGUCCCGGCCACCUUGCGGUGCUCUCUGCUGGGUCUCCACCCUCCUUCGGCUUCCUCAGCGACGUCGCCCCUCAAGACAUGGCUGCCCAGUGUGUCACGAAGGUGGAGCUGAAUGUUUCCUGUGACAACCUUUUGGAUAAAGAUGUAACAUCAAAGUCGGAUCCUUUGUGUGUGCUGUUUUUGAGCACAAGUGGUCAACAGUGGUAUGAGGUUGAACGGACAGAAAGGAUUAAGAAUUCUUUGAAUCCCAAAUUUUCUAAGACAUUUAUUAUUGAUUACUACUUUGAAGUGGUUCAGAAACUGAAAUUUGGAAUUUAUGACAUCGACAACAAAACUAUUGAACUGAGUGAUGAUGACUUCUUAGGAGAAUGUGAAGUCACUCUUGGACAAGUUGUUUCAAGUAAGAAGCUAACUCGACCACUGGUGCUCAAAAAUGGCAGACCUGCAGGGAAAGGAAGUAUUACGAUUUCAGCAGAAGAAAUCAAGGAUAACAGAGUGGUAUUGUUUGAAAUGGAAGCCAGAAAACUGGAUAAUAAGGAUCUGUUUGGAAAGUCAGAUCCGUACUUGGAGUUUCACAAACAGACAUCAGAUGGCCAUUGGCUGAUGGUUCACCGAACAGAGGUCAUAAAAAACAACCUGAAUCCUGUGUGGAAGCCUUUUAAAAUCUCUCUUAACUCUCUGUGCUAUGGAGAUAUGGACAAAACCAUUAAGGUAGAGUGUUAUGAUUAUGACAAUGAUGGAUCACAUGACCUUAUUGGAACAUUUCAGACCACGAUGACAAAACUCAAAGAAGCCUCCCGAAACUCACCUGUUGAAUAUGAAUGCAUAAAUGAAAAAAAGAGACAGAAGAAAAAAAGCUACAAGAAUUCAGGUGUGAUCAGUGUAAAGCACUGUGAGAUUACUGUAGAAUGCACAUUUCUUGACUACGUCAUGGGAGGGUGCCAGCUGAAUUUUACUGUGGGAGUGGACUUCACCGGUUCCAAUGGUGACCCCAGUUCUUCAGAUUCCCUGCACUACAUCAGCCCUAAUGGUGUCAAUGAGUAUCUGACUGCCAUCUGGUCUGUGGGAUUGGUAAUUCAAGAUUAUGAUGCUGAUAAGAUGUUUCCAGCUUUCGGCUUUGGAGCUCAGGUGCCUCCUCAGUGGCAGGUGUCGCAUGAAUUUCCAAUGAACUUUAACCCAUCAAAUCCCUAUUGUAAUGGAAUCCAAGGCAUUAUAGAAGCUUAUCGGACCUGUCUUCCUCAGAUAAAACUCUAUGGACCAACUAAUUUUUCUCCAAUUAUAAAUCAUGUGGCCAGGUUUGCAGCUGCAGCCACACAGCAGCAGACAGCAUCUCAAUACUUUGUGCUCUUGAUCAUCACGGAUGGUGUGAUCACAGACCUUGAUGAAACUAGACACGCUAUCGUCAACGCUUCCAAGCUGCCCAUGUCUAUCAUCAUCGUGGGAGUUGGGGGAGCCGACUUUAGUGCCAUGGAGUUUCUGGAUGGUGAUGGGGGGAGUCUCCGUUCCCCAUCAGGAGAGGUGGCCAUAAGAGAUAUUGUUCAGUUCGUGCCUUUCAGACAGUUCCAGAAUGCUCCAAAAGAAGCACUUGCUCAGUGUGUCUUGGCAGAGAUUCCCCAGCAGGUGGUGGGCUACUUCAACACAUACAAACUCCUUCCUCCCAAAAACCCCGCUGUGAAGUAGGAGCCAGGACACCUCCAGGAUUCCUAAGCUGUGUGGAGCAAUGCCAUCUCUUAUGCAGAAUGAUUUAUCUACCUUAUGUGCUUUUCACCCACAGUGUUCCUGAUAGAAACCCAACUUUUUGUACAUAUUUUAUCUGUUUAAAACAUACAUUUUAUACUUUUUGAAGAGGACAAGAGCAAGUCUAUCUCUGCUUAGUAAAUUCAGUGAUUGUUAGUGAUUUAUAGAAAUUCUAAGAGUGCUAUUUGGAAUUGUAUUUAAUGUGGGAAAAGUGGGAAUUUGUUGGUUUGUUGUCUACUGUCUAUAAUGAAAAUUCCAUUUUAAAAUGUAGUCAGAGCAAAUGAGGAAUUACAAGAUGAUGUGGUUUGCAGGUUGCUAUAUUGUUUAUAGUAAAUAUACUCUGUACUCGUGACUGAGAGAGCUCCUUAAGACAAAUAGUGCUGAAUUUGUAUCUGUUACUCUGUAUUUUGCCCCUCUUCAUGCUGCAAUGAUGCAUUAUGCAUUAUACAAAACUAUUUUCACUUAGGUCUUCAUAAAAAGCAAGGGACUUACUCAGUUUUUUGUUUUGUAUUGUUUUGUGUUUGUUUGUUUGUUUCCAAGGCAGGGUUUCUUUGUGUAGCUUUGAAGCCAGUCCUGAAACUCUGUAGACCAGGCUGGCAUUGAACUGAGAUCCACCUGCUCUGCCUCCCAAGUGCUGGGAUUAAAGGUGUGCACCACCACUGCCUGGCCUGUCAGUUUUUAAAAUGUACAAUCAACCAGGGGGAAAAUUCUUGUAGACAAGACAGUUUUGCCUUUUGAAAUCUCUUUUCAUUGUGAACUAUUGCUCACAAUAUGGUCAGAUUUGGCCUUUCUUUUACUGAGUAAACAAGACACCUGAGCUUCUGUUGAAGUACAAAUGGUAGGUCAUCCCAGAAUUGAUAUAACUUAGAUCAGUGUAAGUUUGCGAAGUGAUUUGGAUUGUUUUGUCCAUUAAAGCUGAGAGGACCAAACAUUUAAGAUAAAAAUUAACUAUUGUAGACUUGGCAUGAUGACACUUCAUCCCAGUACUUGAGAGGUAGAAGCUGGAGGGUCAUCAGAAGACAACCCGCAUACGUAGUAAGUUCCAGGUCAGCCAGCUACACAGAGUAUGUUUCAAAGUAACAAAGAAAAGUAAAUAAUUGAGAAAUCAUCCAAUUUUUCUAAUGGCAUAAUUGUUAGAGAUCAUUUUUAUUCUUUUCUUGCUAUGCACCUGCACAUUGAUUUUUAUAGAUUUAUUUAGAAAUUUUUGCCUUUUAAAAAUGAUAUUUUUGUUUUCUUUAAACAUGUAGUUCCAGUUAUUUAUUAAUCAAAAUUCCAUUUUUCAUUUCAAUAAUGUACUAUUUCCUAAGUCUAGAAUGUGUUCUGUUAAGCAUACAACCUGAUACAUUUAAAAGAAAAAAAAACCACAUACAAAUAAUUUUUUGAAACUUUUUCAACUGCUACAUUUAGAUAGUGUGGACUUAGUCUGCUUGUUUUGAAGACUAGAAUUACCUCAACUUUACCCUUUGAAAUUUCAAAAAUGAGCACCACAUUUUUGGAAUAGAUUCUGUAACAUUUGUCUGAAAUCUGGAUGCCAAAUACUUUUGCCGUCUAUGCGGUGGCCAAUCAUCACUAACAAUUUAACAUUUAGAAUUGUGCAUUCGUCAGAUAUUCUUAAGUGGAUGUCUAACACUAGUCAGUGUUACUGAGCUCCUCUACUGCUGCCUUUGUCUUCGGUCUCUGCAGGCUUCUCAGAAAACACUUACUGCUGAGAUCUGGCUCAGAGCAGAUCUACCUGUCUUGUUUGCAUAGCCCAGUGAAGGUUGUCUCCUUCUCACCUGGGUGCCUGCCAUCUUCUUACGUGCUGUUAACCUGAGGCAGUGCACCUUUAUAACAGGGCUUCUUCAAUUUAUUUUUACUUUGCAUCCUUUCACUCAAGGCAUGUUUAUGCAACCCCAGUUUUAUAAGCAUUUAAAAUAGGUAAUACAAAUCAAACAUUGUAAGUAAAUCAAAUAAAAUUUAUUUUAGGGAUCUGGACAGAUGGCUCAGGGUUCAGAGCAUAUAUUGUUCUUGCAAAAGACCUGAAUUUGGUUCCAAGAGCCUACAUCAGCUCACAGUUGCCCGUGACUCCAGCUUCAGGGGACCUGAUGUCUUCCUCUGUCCUCGGUGUGCACCUGCACAUUCACACAGAGCACAGAAACAUCUUUAUUUAGCACAAUUUUUAUUAGAUUUACAAUUUUACCACAUAUUAAAGAGGAAGACAUAUUUGCCUACUUAUAAGGUGGAUAUCCUUUUUUUUAACAUAAGAAUUAGAUCUCAACUAAGCAUCUUUGAUGUGCUUCAGACUUGGUUGAUAUUUUGUUUUUCUCAUUGUCAAUGCUUUCACUUAAAUACAUAGUACAAAAUGUCAUAAAUAUGUUUAGGGCUGUUAAAGAUUUUAGAAGUUCUGUCCCUAUCCAAAGCCAAAACUUAUUUAAAAUUUUUGAAUGAAGUUGAAGCCUACAAUUUUUAAAAUCAAACUUCCUAACACAAUACAGUCUAGAGAUUCUGACUUAAUUACUGACUUGAUUCAGAAUAGCAGAGGGUAUUGAAGUCUUUGUUUUCUAUAACGAAGCAUUUAUGCUUCAGGAAGCUUAGUUUGUACAGUGAAAUGACUAUAACUCAUAAUACAUGAAGUAACCUGUAUCGAGCUGAGGUAUUCAGACAGGGUUUAUUGUUGUUGCAUGGCAUGACAGGAAGUGCAUCAGGUGUGUCUCAGAACCAAGGCUGCAGUGAAGUUGAGUGAUAUAGGGGGAAGCCCAGAAACACCUCAGAUUCAUUACACAUUUGGUUUUGAAUUAAUUUUUGGCCACUGUGUAUUAGACAUUAGAAACCUUUUACUGUUGUCAGGUUUUCAGUCUACAUGACUGCUUAUGGGGCCAUGACCCUGGGCUCCACAGCAUGAUUCAAUAGAGAAGGCGAAGACUGAUUUCCUUUCUUUUCUUUAUUUUGAAACCAUUAUUGUUUUACAUGUCUCAGUUCUCUGUGCUUGGAAAGACAUCACUGUGGUUUUUAGGACUUUCUUUUGCAUACAGAGGGAACCAGCACAGAAAUGUCUUACAGAUUCUCAGUGUAUGUUAUACAGUAACAGAGGGCCUUCUCUGGCUCUGAAGCAGGGCUCACUGAGCUUGCUAAGCCCCAGAGGGUGCUCAGAACCGCAGUCCUUUCUUCAUGUUUGCAUUGGGCAUCUGGCAGCCAUCUUCCUGCCGUUUGGUUCUUAGCAGUUUUAUAUUCUGGCUUACCAGAAUUGUUUCCUUUUAAAAUACUUUUUCUUUAAAUGACUCAUCAUGAUUGGGUUUUUAUAGAUUUGUUAUUUAUAAGAGUUGUGAUUAUAAGAGUUAAAGUAAUCCAUACGUUACUGCAGUGUGAAAUAAAAGCAUUUACAACAUCUAAAUUAUCUCUUAUAAAACUCUUAGUUUCAGCACUCAAAUUCAUUUCAUGCUAUUUAAUGUUUUCUGUAAUCAAAUAUUUAUUUUCCCUGUUGUGCCACUAUGUGAACAAAUGCCAUUCAUUUUUAAAAUGAAAAUCUCCAAAUUGACUUUCGUUUCUUUGUAACACGUAUGUAUACGAUCAUGAUUUCUCACGUGCAUAUCUUCAGAACUAGUGUUCCCACUGGUCUAGUCACCUCAUCAAUUUUUUUUAAAGGUCAUUAAUAGAUUCGGGGCCUCAUUGCUGCCUGUGCUGCAUUCUGACUUGCUUUGCCCCUUUCGUGUGUUUCCUAGAAAGCCAUCUUCAAGAAUGCUCUCUAGUCUAUUUUUCAUGAAGGUGAUGUAAGGUAAGUUAGCAGCUGGGUGAAAAUUGUGAGCAGUUGUGUUGCUGUGGAUGUCACAGUAUGUCCGUAACUUACCGUACAUGAAUUCAUGCCACAUGUAUCUUCUGUGUGAAUUCCCUUUGGAUAAAGUUACUUCUUGAUGUAA